AUGAGUACUGGUUUUAAACAGAGGCUGGUCCAGACCUGGACCACAGUGCUGAUGCUCUACACCACUGGGCAGAGGAAUGGAUGGAGACACAUCCUCCUCCACACUUUCACCUGCCUCUUCAUCAGCCUGGCCAUCAGCUCCCUCCUCUUCAUCACCCUGCAGGCUGUGAGAAUUGAGCUGUGGUUGUCCUGUCUGAUAGCCGCCGGCUUUUCCUUGCUCAUGACGGUAGCUCUUUGCUUCUCCAAAAACCUUCGCUGCUUCAUCCUCCUUCUACUCAUCAGCUGCUCCAUGCAGCAAGGCCGUGCUGUCCUUCUGACAACAGGAGCCGGCCUGGUCAUGUGCCUGAGCGUCCGGAACACCUUCAGGAACCUUUGUGCUGUAUCUCAGAGCAUAGUGUGCAACCUGAAGAAGAAGAAAGAUCUGCUGGAUAACACACCCAUCAUGGACUACAUACGGAUGAUCCAGAGAGUGAAAAAGCUAUUAAAGAUGGUCUCAGAUUUUGGCCUUGUUAAAUUUGAGGCUAACCUGGACGUCAGUUAUUGGAUAGAAUCUGGUGUCCUGAGGGCUAAACUGCAGCAGGCUGAAAAAGAGCUGCAGGACAAGACAGACAGAGCUCAGGCAGUGUUUGACCUGGUGAUCUUUGUUAUUAAGAUGGUUUGUCCAGUGUUGGGAAUCAUCUUCCUGGUGGUUUUAGCAGCACUGUUCCUCAGGAAGUACCUGCGGAACAAAAGAUACAAGAAUACUUACAUCACAAGCAAAUUCGUGGAAUAUGAUGAGCAGCAGAAGGCCAAGGGGAAGCCUCAUGUUCUCCCACUGACCAAGAAGGAAGCAAGCAACUACCUAUCCAUCCCCAGUGUUAAAAUCAGGCUAAAGGAAUGUUUACCUGUUGCACUAUUCUUCAUUCCCGUUGGCUCCUACAUCUUCUGCUGGCUCCUCUUGAUUGGGCUUGAUUGGCUGCUCUACUGGAUCAUUUUGGUCAUAAAUAAACAGUUAAUGAGUGUAAAGCCUUUCUACAUUCCUCUAAGAGUAAAUGUCUAUAAAAGUGAGAAAAUCCUCUUUCUCGACGUGGGUGAAGAAAGCAACAGCGCAGAUUUCUCCUACAGUGUGAAUGUGUUUGAGAGAGAUUGUGUUCCUGAGCCCACGCUGCUGCUCUCUCAGUCUGUGGUUCCUCUCUCAGUGAUCAUCUCUGUCCUGCUGAUUCUCGGCCUGCUGACCUCCAAACUGGAGCAGGUCAAGCUGCUGGCCUCAGAGCAGUUCUUCACUGAAACCACAGAGAAGAGGGUGAAACACCUGCACGCCAAAAUCCUCCGAAAACGAUCGAAGGAAAAGUUCCCAGCACUCGUUCUUAUGAAAAACGUGAAAUUCUGGUUUCCAAUUCUGGAUUUCUGUGGAAGAAGUGAAGACUUGCCUUUACACUCCAGAACACAGACAGAUGAACACUGAUACUGUUUUAACAGCAGAGCCUGGUUCACCUGGAAACAGUGCUCACUUCUGUACAACUGCUUUAUUAUGACCUUCUGAUGCUUUAUUAACUAAAAUACAUGAACCGCUUUUAUUUAAACACACCUACCAUUCUCUGAAUUCCAAGUUAUUCAAUAGAGAAGCCUAGAUCUGGACGACACAGUUUAAUGAUACAGUUAAAGCUUGAUUUAAUGAUUUACUGCAGUGUCAAAAUAGCUGGAGAACUGUGUAAAAUCUGUUUUGUAUUAGCUUCUGUUAUUUCCUGUCAGUGAUCAAUACAAGGCAUAAUAGCACAGCUUAACUGAGAAACGUGUUUUCUGCUAUAUAUGCAGGGUUG
Astyanax mexicanus (Mexican tetra) is the source of this 1798-nucleotide messenger RNA. RefSeq names its product dendritic cell-specific transmembrane protein-like. The transcript is spliced from 4 exons. The coding region runs from base 1 to 1443 and encodes 480 amino acids. The record is from RefSeq and is a predicted model, not a curated record. Gene Ontology annotation, cellular component: membrane. Lineage: Eukaryota; Metazoa; Chordata; Actinopteri; Characiformes; Acestrorhamphidae.